AUGGCGCUGUGGGCCUUCUUCGGCGGCUCCCUUCUAGCGGCAUGCUUUGUGCAUCUUCACGGGCCAGGGAGAGAGGUCCGCAGGACAACUCUUCGAAGCGACAGCGUGGUCUCGCCCGACAGACCUCGGUUGCGCGAAUCCUGGAAGAACCGUGUCCAAAAGGCGGAGCGGCAGGAGUCGCUGCAGGAACACUUCCGGUCGGUGCAGCGCCGUAAGGCUACCACGGCCACCUGGCGCCACAUGGAUCCCGAGCCUUUCUGCCGUGCGCUGGAGUCCAUCGUCGAGGCCUCGAAUUUGGAGGCCUCCGAGGAGCUGAUUUCGGCGAAAUGCCACAAGCAGCUCCGAAAGCUGGCGAGGGGAAUGCGAAUCGGCUGGGAGUGGGAGCUCCUCAAUGCAACAGAGGACUUGGAUGCCGAAGCUCUGGCGAAGAUCGACUUCGAGGAAGUGAUCCGUCGAAUGCAGCGAGUGCAGAUCUUCGUGACCGGGAAAGUACAAGGUGUCUACUACAGAGACACCACGAAGCUCAUGGGUGACCGUUUGGGUCUCAGCGGCUCUGCUUGGAAUCUCAGCGAUGGGCGUGUGGAGAUCUUGGCAGAAGGGCCGACAGACAAGCUCAAAGAUCUCGUGGAGUGGUGUUGGAAAGGCCCCGAAGGCGCAGCGGAGGUGGGCAUCGAGAACUCACUCACCGCGAAGCGGAAGGUCACCGACGUCGCAGUGACGUGGGAGGAGCCGAAAGGCGGACUUCCUUCCCCGUUCAGCAACGCCGGCAAGAAGUGA
Molecule: messenger RNA, 777 nt
Organism: Symbiodinium sp. CCMP2592
Lineage: Eukaryota; Dinophyceae; Suessiales; Symbiodiniaceae
Source: the annotation of a GenBank genome assembly